Entamoeba histolytica HM-1:IMSS is the source of this 2310-nucleotide messenger RNA. RefSeq lists its product as uncharacterized. Bases 1 to 2310 code for a protein of 769 amino acids. NCBI's taxonomy places the organism in Eukaryota, Evosea, Mastigamoebida, Endamoebidae. The transcript has a single exon. The record is from RefSeq and is a predicted model, not a curated record.
AUGAAUGAAAUUAUUGAGCAAGUUGCGCAUGUUUUAAAAGGAAUUACUCUUAAACAAGGAAUUUCUAUUGAAACUCAAAUUGAAUUACCAAUUGAAAUUUUAGAAGAACUUCCUAUUGAAUUAUUUAAAGAAAAAGAAAAUGCUGUAAUUUUAAUAUUAUCUAAAUUACUGGAAAUUCUUCAGUCAUUUGAAAAACUUUCACUUUCAAUAUUUUUUAGAAUUACAAAAGUUAUUCAACGAUUAAUUGAUUCAUUAAGUAAUGAAAAAAGUGGAGAAAUAAUACCAGGAAUUGUUUCUCAAUUUGAGGUUAUUAGAAAUAAUGGAAGGAGUGAACAAGUCAUAGAAUGUAUGAAAAUUAUUAAAACUAUCAUUAUAAAAAGUUUUAAUUAUAUUUCAUCAAAUAACUAUCAUAGAUUAGAAAUUAUUAUUAAUAAAUGGUUUAUUCAAAAAUGGAAGUUACAACCAAACAAGGUUGGAGAAUUUUGUUUUGAACUUAUAAAAUCUUUAGGACAUUCAAUGAAACAAACUAUUAAACAAUUGAAAGAAGUUGGAGUUAAAGCUAAUCCAGAAAUGAUAACACAAUUAGAUGUAAAUGAUAAAAAUGAAAUAGUAGAAUGUAUAUUAAAUGAUAUGAUAGCUAUUAGUAAUUCAAUUAUUAAUUGGAUUAAUGAAAAAGUAGAAGAUAAAAUUGAAGAACAAAAACAAGACUCUGAUAUUAGGUAUAAAGGAAGAGAAUUAUUAAACCAAUUAGUUGCUAUUUCUUGGAAAGAUGAAAUAAUUAAAAGUCAAGUAAUUAUUUCAAGUCAAAUAAUUGGUGCAAUAGAAGUUAUUAUUUUUGAAAGAAAUGAAUCUCUCUUAUUGUUUCAGGAAGAUAUUGAAAGAAGAAUUAUUGACGAGAUUAUUGAAUUUAAUCAAAGAAGUGAUAAAUUAAUUAGUGUGUUAAAUAGAAGAAAAGGAAGUAAUGUAAUAAUCAAAGAAGAUAGUAAAUUGAAUAGAGAAAUUGAACAGAAAGUUAUUGAAAUUCUCAUUUCUAAAGGAAAAGAAAGUAAUGAAGAAAUAAAAGAUCAGAUUAUAGAAGAAAUAAUAAAAAGUAAAUUUAAAAGAAAUGCAAAAGAAUUACUUUGUCCAAAGAAAACAAUUAGUUCAGAACAAAUCAUUUCAAUUCUUCUUGAUUAUCAAAAUAUACAAGAAAUGAAAGAAAUUAUUCAAGAAAAUAAAAAGAAAAUAGAAAUUCAAGAAGUUAUUAAAAUUUUAAGUAAUUAUAAUUGGAGUGAUAUUAAAGAAUUACAAAUUGUUAAUAUAUUCAUUAAUGAAACAAAUGAAUUAAGUGAAGAAUUAUGUAAUGAAUUAAUGGAGAAAGUAAAUCAGAAUUUACCAAUAAUGAUAGAUAGUGAUGAAUGGGUAUAUUAUUUAUUUAUUUUAAUUAAAAAUAUCUUAAAAAAAUAUCCUUCUCUUCUUAUAGAAAGUGUUUAUAAAUUAAAUGAAGGACCAAUUAUUAAUGAAAAUAUUUCAAUGAAUAUUAACUCAAUGCUUAACAUAAUUGGAAUAAAUAAUAACCAAAUUCCAAUAAAGUCAAAUAAAGAAGAAAGGAAAAAAAAUAAAGAAAGAAAUACUAAAAUGAAUAUUAUUCUUCAAAAUUGUUUAAUUGGAUUAACUCAUUAUAAUUCUGAUAUUAAAAAUGAAGCAAUUUGUAUUUUAAAAAUGAAUAUUAAAUUAAUUAAAAAAGAAGAAAUUAUUAAAGUUAUGAAUAUUUUAAAAUUCACAAUUGAAACAGAAUUAGAAAAUGAAGAUUUAAAUGAAAUAUUAAUUAUUAAUAUUAUUGAACUUAUUAAUAUUUCUAUUAUAACACGUAAAAAAGAACUUAAUUUAUUUGUUGAACAUCUUUUAAGAAGUUUUGGUUAUAAACUUCUUGAAAGAAUUCUUUAUAUUGAAAGUACACCAUAUAAUAAAUUAUUUGAAAUGAAACAAAAAUUAUUUGAAAUGUUAGGUCAUGUUUUUAAUUAUUGUUUUAUUAAUUAUGAAAAUACAUUUGAUUUUAUUCUUUGUAUUAUUCGAAUGAUAAGUUGUAAACGAUUCUUCUUAUUACCAAAAUUACAACAAAAAAAUGAUGUUGAUAUGAUAGUAAUAUUAAUCAAACAACUAAGUUUAAUGAAUUCAGAUGUAUUUAAUAGUAUUGUAAUUCCAUUAUCUUUGAAAACAAAACUUAAUAAAACUAAUUUUGAAGAGCGAUAUUCUCGUAUUUUUCAAAUGCUUCUUGGAAUUGAUUAUAAAGAAAAUCAAUACUUUAUAACUCAAAUAUUAUCUAAAUAA